AUGGUGAAUACUGAGACUACAUCUUCUACUUCUACUGGUUCUAUUUCAACAUCUGUUGAACCUUCUCACCCGUUGUAUCUCUAUCCGACUGAUAACCCUGGUACGAUCAUUGUUGCUGAUAGAUUUAAUGGGAUGGGUUAUGGAAGUUGGAGACGAGGGAUGUUAAUUGGCUUAUCUUGUAAGAAUAAACUGGGAAUAAUAAACGGGACAAUUACCAAACCUACUGCAACUUCGCCACUGUUUGAGGCGUGGUGUCGAUGUAACGAUAUGACUGAAUCGGCUGCUAAGUUGUGGAAUGACAUAGAGAAACGUUAUGGUCAACCUAAUGGAUCCAAGGUCUAUCAAAUUCGUAAGGCCUUGUCUUCCAUUUCUCAAGGAAAUUCAAAUGUUGCUUCUUACUUCUCUAGGAUAAAGAAACUGUGGGAUGAAUUAGCUUACUCGAUUACAUAUCCUGAUUGUGUGUGUGGUUGCAAGGAAGCUUUUAAAUAA
This is a messenger RNA of Nicotiana attenuata, 489 nucleotides long. RefSeq lists its product as uncharacterized. The record is from RefSeq and is a predicted model, not a curated record. The transcript is spliced from 2 exons. NCBI's taxonomy places the organism in Eukaryota, Viridiplantae, Streptophyta, Magnoliopsida, Solanales, Solanaceae. Bases 1 to 489 code for a protein of 162 amino acids.